This is a messenger RNA of Selaginella moellendorffii, 1767 nucleotides long. Its product is annotated as asparagine--tRNA ligase, cytoplasmic 1. The transcript has 8 exons. Lineage: Eukaryota; Viridiplantae; Streptophyta; Lycopodiopsida; Selaginellales; Selaginellaceae. Gene Ontology annotation, molecular function: nucleic acid binding; asparagine-tRNA ligase activity; ATP binding. Gene Ontology annotation, cellular component: mitochondrion. Gene Ontology annotation, biological process: asparaginyl-tRNA aminoacylation. The record is from RefSeq and is a predicted model, not a curated record. Bases 39 to 1742 code for a protein of 567 amino acids.
UAAAAUCACAUAAACCCUAAAACCACAGGCGAUUGGGAAUGGGUGAAGGAGCCGUCCAAGCCCAAAUGGAGGCGCUCACGCUGGCCACCAAGAGCGGCAUCGAGUGGGCGAAGUACUCCCAUCGCGUCUUCAUCAAGAGCAUCCUAGGUCGCCCGGAUGGAGGCGCGGGACUCCUCGGCCACAAUGUGAGGGUUGGGGGAUGGGUCAAGACCGGGCGGAGCCACGAGAAGGGGCGGCUCACAUUUCUGGAGCUCAACGAUGGCUCCUGCCCCGCGAAUUUGCAGGUGAUUGUCGAGGAUACAGUGACGCCGGAUGCGCAACUUAUCUACACUGGAACAUGCCUCGUGGUCGAGGGGGAAUUGACGCAGCCUCCCGAAACUGCAAAGAAACAAAAGGUGGAGCUGAGAGCUCAGAAGGUGCUGGAAGUUGGACCUGUCGAUGCUUCCAAGUAUCCGAUCGCCAAGGGCCGGCAUACUCUGGAGUUUUUGAGGAACUUGAUGCAUCUCAGAUCUCGAACAAAUACGAUUUCUUCGGUUGCAAGGAUUCGCAACGCUCUUGCAUUCGCCACCCACACAUUUUUCCAACAGAAUCGAUUCGUGUACGUCCACACUCCGAUCAUCACCACCAGCGAUUGCGAAGGUGCUGGCGAGAUGUUCCAAGUUACAACAAUGUUCUCGGAAGCUGAGAAGCGAGAGAAGGAGCUCGCAAGUACCCCGGCUCCGACUGAAGCGGACCUUGAGCAGGCAAAGGCAGAGGUUACGAAAUGCGGAGAAGCAGUGAAAGCGCUGAAAGCCGAGAAGAAGAGCAAAGAUGAAAUUGCUGCGGCAGUGUUGAAGCUUCAGACCGCUAAAGACGAGCUUGCGAAGGUGGUCGAGCGGAUGAAGCUUACAGGUGGAAUUCCUAGGAAGGACAAAGGAGGAUUUGAUUACACUGGUGAUUUUUUUGGACGUCAGGCCUUCCUGACUGUCUCCGGCCAGCUCCAGGUGGAAACGUACGCAUGCAGCUUAAGCAACGUUUACACCUUUGGCCCGACGUUUCGUGCUGAAAACUCGCACACAACGAGGCAUUUGGCGGAGUUUUGGAUGAUCGAGCCGGAACUUGCUUUCGCGGAUCUCCAGGAUGAUAUGAAUUGUGCUGAAGACUAUGUGAAGUUUCUAUGCCAGUGGCUUCUGGACAACUGCUACGACGACAUGGAGUUUAUGACCAAGAUGUGGGACAACACGGCCCUGGAUCGACUGAAACUAGUUGCUUCUACGCCGUUUGCGAGGAUCACGUACACACAGGCCAUCGAGAAGUUAUUGGAGGUGAAGGAUAGAACCUUCGAGAACCCUGUUUCAUGGGGAGUCGAUCUGGCCUCCGAGCACGAAAGAUAUCUUGCUGAGGAGCUCUUCCAGAAGCCAGUGAUAGUGUACAACUAUCCAAAAGACAUCAAAGCGUUCUACAUGAGAAUGAACGAUGAUGGCAAAACUGUGGCAGCCAUGGAUAUCCUCGUCCCAAAGGUUGGAGAACUCGUUGGUGGAAGCCAGAGAGAAGAACGAUACGAAGUUCUGGUGCAAAGGCUCCAAGAGCUCAAUCUUCCAACGGAACCAUACGAAUGGUACUUGGAUCUACGACGCUAUGGCACCGUGAAGCACUCGGGCUUUGGCCUUGGCUUUGAGAGAAUGGUUCUUUUUGCCACUGGCCUCGAGAACAUCAGAGAUGUAAUACCUUUCCCGCGCUACCCCGGGAAAGCCGAGUUUUAAAAACAUUUAAACCCGUUUUAUCCCA